CGUAGAGCGAAUUAAACCCUACAUCUUCUUAUUCUGAAAGGGUUUCAUACUCGGUGGAGAAGUACGUCACACACUUCGGCAUAUCAUAUAUACAGUUCCAUUUUUCUUUUUUAUAUAGCAUCAUAUACACAGUAUCAUAUUCAUAUAUAGUAUCCAUAUAUAGUUGUAUAUUAAGUAUGGCACGCACCAUUCAAGUACGGACAUCAGCACGCAUUAGCUCUCGUAGUAGCGCACGCUUGGCAGCUGACCCAUCUGCUGACGGUGCAUCGUCGAGCGAAACACCCGCGCCCAAAGCAGUAGUCAAUGCAAGCAAGGCUAAGAAGGGACCUACUAAGGUCGUCAAUAAAGUAUCCGUCGUAUCAUCGGAUGAUGAGGAAAUCUUUAUGAGCGACGUCGCUGUGACUAGCGGAGAGGAAAGCGAGGAAUGGAAUCCCGAGCAAGACAAAAAUGAUAGAAAGGUCAGACGCUCGAUUCGCAAUCGGGGCGCUGCUAGUUCUAUAGCCGCUGCCAGCUCCGAGUCGGAAGAUUACUCAGAUGUUGCUAGCGAGGACCUAUCGAGCGAUGAUAGUUUUAAAAAUAGCAGGAAAAGAGUUAGAAGUAAGUCGACGAGUGCCAGAACUUCUGUGAAAGUGGAGGUUGCAAUAGCCAACGAAGGUACAGGCAAUUCGGAAACACAGGCCAAAUUAGAACAGGAAAUGCUGCGAACGGCCUUGAAGAAGCAGUUCGAGGGACUUGUUGCGGUAUCUCUGGCAAGUGGCAAUACUGUCUCGCGUGUGAAGAGCGAGAAUGAUGUCGAAGCCGCAAAAAGUGUCGGAGAGCUAUCAGAUGUCGAGGUGGAGGAAGUGGUCGUGUCAGAGCGUGAAGUAUCUACAAAAGAAAUUGUGACUAAAGGCAGGAAACGCUUCAGGAAAGUCAAAAUUGACAGUGAGGAAGAUGAAGAACAGGUGGACGCGAAAGGGAAGGGUAUAAAGGGGAAGAAGAAUACAAGAGCUAAGAAACCAAAAGUGAAGAAAUUGACCAGGGAUGAAAAAAUUCACAAGCUUCACCCCGAGGUUCAGGGUGUCUGGGAAGGCUCUGAGAUCGACGCCCGUGUAAAUUUCCUCAGUGAAACGAAUAAGGUAAAGAGAACAUUAAUAGAAGGUGGCCCCAAGAAAGCCGCCCAGCCAGAACAUCUGAAGCUCACACUUCUACCGUUUCAGACUGAAGGCGUGGCGUGGAUGAUAGAUCAGGAGAAAACUGAAUUUCAUGGAGGUAUCCUUGCCGAUGAAAUGGGAAUGGGAAAAACAAUUCAGACUAUCGCUCUGCUGUUAUCAGAUUUCGAGCAGGGACAUACGAGUCUUAUAAUAUGUCCCACUGUUGCGCUUAUGCAAUGGCGUAACGAAGUGCUCAAGCAUGUGAAGGACGAAGCGCUGAAAGUGUGUGUCUUCCAUGGCUCGGGUCGCACGACCAAUCACAAGGACCUGUUGAAGUACAACGUAGUUUUAUCUACUUACAGUGUUCUAGAGAGUGAGUAUAGACGUGAGACAAAGGGAAUGGGUAAAGAGUUGAAGAGGAGCCCGUCUACAUUGCAUAAAAUACAUUGGCAUCGAAUAAUCCUUGACGAAGCACAUAAUAUCAAAGACAGGUCAAGCUCGAGUGCACGAGCGGCUCUUAGUCUCAAUUCCUCUGCAAAGUGGAGUCUCAGUGGAACUCCACUGCAGAAUAGAGUGGGUGAACUGUACUCACUCAUUCGCUUCAUGCGCACAUUUCCCUAUAGCUACUAUUUCUGCUCCAAAUGUGAAUGCAAGUCUCUCUUCUGGAAGUUCACGGAUUACAAACAUUGCGACACAUGUGGAUGCAGUCCGAUGAGUCACUUUUGUUGGUGGAAUAAAGAAAUUCUGAGGCCAAUACAAAAGUAUGGCAAUUACGGCCCUGGGAGAGUUGGAUUUGUGAAGUUAGGUGCUUUAUUGGAGAAGAUCAUGUUGAGGCGGACGAAGCUAGAGAAGGCCGAUGAUCUUGGUUUGCCUCCAAGGAUCGUCGUCAGAAAAAAGGUCUGGUUCAAUGAAGAAGAACUGGAUUUCUACAAAGCUCUUUAUUCACAAUCGCGGACCAAAUUUUUGACGUACGUAUCGGAAGGCGUGCUACUCAAUAACUACGCACAUAUAUUCGAUUUGCUGAUGAAGAUGAGGCAAGCGGCUAAUCAUCCAUAUCUCGUUCUGUAUGGACGUGGGAGGAUAUCAGCUGGUGAUGCGCAAGACGUAUGUGGCGUUUGCCAGGAGGACGCGGAAGAUCCAAUCAGAGCCAAAUGCAAGCACGUGUUUUGCAGAGAGGAUAUUAAAAUGUACCUUCAGAGCAGUAUAGAUGGACAGGUACCCCAAUGUCCGGUCUGCUUUGUGCCCCUCUCCAUCGACCUUAGCCAACCAACUAUAUCACAAUCAUCUGCUGCAAGGGCAGCGGCAUCACAGCAACGGCAGUCAAUUUUAAAUCGUAUGGACAUAGGAGGUUGGAAAAGUUCCUCCAAGGUUGAAGCACUUAUAGAACAAUUGGCUUUGCUGCGAGAGAAGGAAGGAACGACGAUUAAAACAAUCGUAUUUAGUCAGUACGUCAGCUUUUUGGACAUAAUUGAGUGGAGAUUACUGCGUUCAGGAUUCCGAUGUGUGAAAUUGGACGGGCGAAUGAGUCCAGAACAAAGAGCGGCGGUCAUAGAUGCAUUUAUGACAAAUCACACGGUUACUAUUUUCCUCGUUUCGCUUAAAGCAGGUGGUGUCGCACUCAAUUUAACGGAAGCUUCUAGAGUCAUCAUGUGUGACCCCUGGUGGAACCCGGCUGUCGAAAAUCAAGCCAUGGACCGUAUACAUCGACUGGGUCAAACUCGCCCGAUUGAAGUUAUCAGACUUUAUGUCGAGAAUAGCAUCGAAUCACGUAUUAUUGCGCUUCAGGAGAAAAAGCAUCUACUUUUCGAAAGCACCAUCGGUAUGGAUCCCGCUUCCCUUAACCGGUUGAGUGAGGAAGACCUUGGAUUUUUGUUUCAACUGUAGAGGUUCGGCAGUCUGUUUAGUAUUGCGGGUCCACUUGAAAGGGGCUCUAAUAUACUUUGAAAUAUUGAAGUUUCAUUCUAUUUAUAGACGUGAUGGGCUCAGCCACGUGUAAUCGUAUGAUGUUAGUGUCUAUAGCAUACAGGCCAAGAACUGAAAUAGAUUUUACAAUCUUCGAACGGACUUGUAAUCUUAUUGAAAUAAUAUAUCAGAUAAAAAAAAUACCAGCACAUGGAGGCAGGUAGAUUUAAUACAGAUAAGUACGAAAGGAAAACAUGAAUCUUCUAAAUAAAACAUCCC
Sphaeroforma arctica JP610 is the source of this 3314-nucleotide messenger RNA. RefSeq lists its product as hypothetical. Gene Ontology annotation, molecular function: ATP-dependent chromatin remodeler activity; ATP binding. Lineage: Eukaryota; Ichthyosporea; Ichthyophonida. The record is from RefSeq and is a predicted model, not a curated record. Bases 177 to 3017 code for a protein of 946 amino acids. The transcript has 13 exons.